AUGUAUAAUUAUAUUUGUAAAGCUUGCGUAAAUUGUGUACGAUGGAGUUGGAGUGGAACAAUGUUAGCAUCAGCGGGAGAUGAUAAACUGAUCAAGAUAUGGAAGAAAGGAGCAGGAACAGGCGGAACUGUUUUUGGUAGCAAGGUUGUUAAUAAGGAAAAUUGGAAAUGUUCAGCUACUUUACAAAUUCAUCAAGGUGAUAUUUUGGAUUUGUCAUGGUCACCAGGAGAUCGGUGGCUAAUGAGUUGCAGUGUUGAUAAUACAAUAAUUAUUUGGGAUACUACAACUUUUACUGUAAAAGAACAACUUAGUGGGCAUACGGGAAUGGUGAAAGGUGUGGUUUGGGACCCUGUUGGUAAAUAUUUAGCUUCACAAUCUGAUGAUAAGAGUGUUAGAGUUUGGCGUACGUCAGAUUGGAUGCAAGAAGCUGUUAUUACGGAACCUUUUGCUAAAUGUGGAGGUACUACUCAUGUUUUGCGUCUUUCCUGGUCACCAGAUGGUCAGUACUUGGUUUCAGCUCAUGCCAUGAAUGGCAGAGGUCCAACAGCCCAAAUAAUUGAACGAGAUGGAUGGAGCAGUGACAAAGAUUUUGUUGGCCACAGAAAAGCUGUAAAUGUGUGUAAAUUCAACAAUAAUAUAAUGGAACGAGGCGCUAGGCCUGGAGCCCGGCCUGUCAAAUAUUGCUGUCUUGCUAUGGGAUCACGAGAUUGUGCAUUAUCUGUUUGGUGCACUUCAGAUCACAGACCUUAUUCAAUACAUGAUUUAUUCACAAAGAGUGUAAUGGAUCUUUCAUGGAGUGCUGAUGGAUUGUCUUUAUUAGCUUGUAGUUGGGAUGGCAGUGUAGCAUGCUUGCAUUUUAAAAGUGAAGAAAUGGGUCGACUGUUGACGAGUGCAGAAAAGAAUGCAUUAUAUGAAAGACUUUAUGGACAGUCAGCUGAAAACAUAAAUGAUUCUGGAAAUCGCACAAUUCUGGAAAGUUGUGAUUUAUUGGAUGAAACCAUCAAACCAGUGCCAAAUCAAGUAAAUGGUGUUGAAGAAACAAGAAUAGUAUCUAGUGAAGUAUCGAUUAAAGACCAAAGUUUAAAUGUUAGUGUUGAACAAGAAACCAUAAUCAAUAAAUCACAACCUCCCCCUACUGCACCAAAACCAAUAAACAAACAGAUUGAAACGAGAACAUCUGAUGGCAAACGUAGAAUUACUCCCAUGUUUAUCCCAGCAAAUGUAGAAUCAAAUAGUUUACAAAAUGGAACUAGUUUUCCAAGCAGUGCAGUCAUGUCAAACAGUAAAGCAGCUAGUAUCACAAAUUCUAUGGUUAAACCCUCUGUUACCAUGUGUAAUCAAGUCACUCUUCCUAAGUCAAAUGUUGCAUCUAAUAGGAUUAUGAUAAUAAUAAAACUGUAG
Molecule: messenger RNA, 1401 nt
Organism: Ctenocephalides felis (cat flea)
Lineage: Eukaryota; Metazoa; Arthropoda; Insecta; Siphonaptera; Pulicidae
Product: protein HIRA homolog
Biological process (GO): chromatin organization; DNA-templated transcription
Cellular component (GO): nucleus; HIR complex
Molecular function (GO): nucleosome binding; protein binding
Source: RefSeq, a predicted model, not a curated record